AUGGGUCGUGGUGAAUAUCGUAUGACCGACUCUUUUUCGGGCAAGUGGAGCGCAAUACGGACCAAGAUUAGCAAUUUCAACAACAUACAUAGUAAUUACGUCAAUAAUCUUAGAAGAAGAAGUGGUUCGAGCGACAUGGACGUUAUGACCGCCGCCCACAACGACUAUAGAUUGUAUCAUGGGUAUCCGUUUACGAUGAUACCUUCGUGGGAGCUUCUUCACAAAUCUCCCAAGUGGCAUCUUGUACCGUCGUUUGACCCAACUGCCCAUAGGUCAAAACGGCACAAAUCAACAUUCACUACCGAACCAUCCGAGUCCGAUGCUCGUACUGCUAUUAAUAUAAACGACGACUUCGACGAAUUUGAACAACCGCAAGAGCUGCCACGACCAAAUGGUAGGGAUAGAAGUAAGGAAGUUGCACGAACACGAGACACAUCUUCUUCAACGCCAUCAGAUGGCCUGUCAAGGGUGGACGAGUUCGACAAUAGACUCAACAGGCUUCUCUCGAUGAAGGAAAAUGAGCAAGAACUAAAAAUGGAGAAACAAAUCCAGAAAGACAUGGAAUUUCUCACGAAAGACUUUCCACACCUACUAGAGGAGGACCGAAUCAUUUUAGAGGCUCGUAAGGCACAAAUUCGAGCGAAAUAUAUGUAA
Helianthus annuus (common sunflower) is the source of this 654-nucleotide messenger RNA. RefSeq lists its product as uncharacterized. The record is from RefSeq and is a predicted model, not a curated record. The transcript has a single exon. NCBI's taxonomy places the organism in Eukaryota, Viridiplantae, Streptophyta, Magnoliopsida, Asterales, Asteraceae. Bases 1 to 654 code for a protein of 217 amino acids.